Molecule: messenger RNA, 1100 nt
Organism: Aricia agestis (brown argus)
Lineage: Eukaryota; Metazoa; Arthropoda; Insecta; Lepidoptera; Lycaenidae
Gene: Cks30A
Product: cyclin-dependent kinases regulatory subunit-like
Exons: 3
Coding region: 168-404 (78 amino acids)
Biological process (GO): regulation of mitotic cell cycle
Cellular component (GO): cyclin-dependent protein kinase holoenzyme complex; SCF ubiquitin ligase complex
Molecular function (GO): cyclin-dependent protein serine/threonine kinase activator activity; histone binding; protein kinase binding
Source: RefSeq, a predicted model, not a curated record
GAAUUUUCAAUUUGAAUGCAAUAACGUUCAUUUUGUUGUCUUGAUUCUGGAAUACUCGAAAAUUUCUUUGUUGUGGGCUGCGUUAUUUAAGUUUUCAAGAAAUUUAAGCGAAGAGAUAAGAUAGGAACUGUGAACUUGUUUCGGCGAGGGAAAAAACUGCAUUAAAAAUGACUAGAGACAUAUAUUAUUCUGAAAAAUAUUAUGACGAAGAACAUGAAUACAGACAUGUGGUUUUGCCAAAAGAGAUGGUAAAGCUGGUGCCCAAAAAUCAUCUCAUGAGUGAACAGGAGUGGCGCAGUAUUGGUGUGCAGCAGAGUCAAGGAUGGGUUCAUUACAUGACUCACCAACCAGAACCUCAUAUCCUGUUGUUUAAAAGAAAACGAACACCACCAGAAAAUAAGUGAAGGAAUAGCAGUUUGGAUUUGUGUAUAAUUUUGUUGUAAUGAUAUAAUAUCUAGUUAUAAUUAGUUGUAAUCUCAAGAAAUUUGGUAACACCAGUAUUUUUGGUUGUAUUGGGAUCUGGAAUCAUACAAUUUUUACUCUAUUUCAAACUUUUACAUAUGUAGCAACUUAACUUUUAUGUUAAAAAGACAAUAAUUAAACAAUCAUAUUUCUUACAAUAAUAACUGGCUGUAAAGUUUUUGUAUAGGUUAACUAAAGCCAUGUAGAACAGUAAUGUAUAACAUGGUCACAUUUACUUGACGCAUCGCUGGAAUGCUAUAACAUGCCCGCUCCAUAAUGACCUCAUCAAACCAUGCGUCAACUGUCAAGUUAAUGUCAUUGUGUUAUAUAUGAAGAUCCCACCAUGUGGAGGUUUUGCUCCCGGGGAGCCCUAGCAUGUACGGUUCCUAAAUUGUGGUGUAAGGUAGAUCCUGCAGCUUAUAUUUACGAAUAUCUCAUAGUCGUAAGAUUUGUUACAUAAGUUCCAUGACAAUAUUUUUUGGCAAUGUUUACGUCCACUGGUUUGACAAUGUGCCAUUAUGUUUGCAUGCAUGUGAAUCUUAUCAUGUUUUAGAUUCGGACAGUGUAAAUAAUGUAAAUCGACAUCAUUUUAGUGUUUUUAACAUUGGGUACAAAUAAAUUAUUCGGUGCUAAGUCAA